AUGCCUUCCCGAACAACCAGUGGCUCAAGCUCGUCCAAGGGCAAACUCCGCCGCCGCGCUGCUGUAGCUUCGCGACCCGCGUUUCCCGAAGACCUUGACACCGAUGCCGAUGAGAAUAAUUCGUCCUUUGGCCCAGUCCAUUUGGACGAACCCAGAGCUUACACUUUCAAACCUAAUGAGCGUGUUUGGAUUAGAAAUCACGACAAGUGGAUCGCGGGCCGCAUCUUCCCGAGCUCAGUCCCUAAGAUUCGCUCCUCUGAUAACCUCGUCUACUGGGACGUCAAAUACAGCGAUAGCUACGGACACAAGCUCAGGAGAUGUUUCGCUCCUUUGCUUGGUGACCUGAAGCCAGACAACGCCCGCGUUCGCCGAUUAUUGCGCGAGGCUCAUUGGAUUUACCCAACGCCAUAUUCAUCAGGAAAGAUGGCCUGUUGA
Messenger RNA from Mycena indigotica, 435 nucleotides. RefSeq lists its product as uncharacterized. The record is from RefSeq and is a predicted model, not a curated record. Lineage: Eukaryota; Fungi; Basidiomycota; Agaricomycetes; Agaricales; Mycenaceae. The transcript has 4 exons. The coding region runs from base 1 to 435 and encodes 144 amino acids.